AUGGUGUACCCUUCUCCGUGUUUACGCCCAUGCUCCGACCUCGACCUUCCACUGUGGAAUGAAGAGGUAAUCUGGCAGUUGUGCAAGCAACCAGUGUUCACACUGGUGUUUUUGUCUUGUGAUGCAAUUCCGGCACAAUCUGCUAAAACCCACAGAGGGUCUGUUAUUUGGUGUCCAACAACGAAAUGUCUUCUUAAUGCUACGACUAACUAUAUUCAUUUUGCUGUUCCUCUUCCUCGUCGGCGUCUGUGCUGUUUCAACUUCGUGCCGUUCCCUGAGCGGUUCAGUAUGACAGGAAUGAUAGCAGGGAGGAUCAACACACAGGAAUUCUUCAGCGAAUACGAUGAGGAUGAAGAACGUUUGGUUAUCGAUUUGUUUCGAGAGUACAACUCUCUUAUUCGGCCAGUGCAGAACGUCAGCAGUCCUCCAGUCACCGUCGAUUUCGGUGUGGCGAUGAUUCUUCUCAUCAAUGUGGACGAGAAGAACCAAAUUCUACAGACGAAUGUGUGGCUCACUAUGAAAUGGAAUGAAUUUUCAACUAACGAGGCACCAGAGGAUUCGGAAACAUCACAAAUCUUCAUGUCCCUCCCGAUCGCGUUUGGUUACCGGACAUUGUGCUCUUCAACAAUGCGGACGGCAAUUAUGAGGUGUCCUUCCGAUCGAACGCGUUCGUCGAAUCAAACGGUGACGUCACAUGGGUGCCUCCAGCGAUGUUCAAAAGCAGUUGUCGCAUUGAUGUCGAAUGGUUCCCAUUUGAUGAACAAAGUUGUACGCUCGUAUUCGGGUCAUGGACAUGUGCCAGGUUAUCUCGUGAACAAGAGGGAUACGAAAGAGAGUAAAAUCGUAUUCCACGUUGUUAUUCGAAGGAAAACUUUGUUCUACACGGUGAUCCUCAUUAUUCCUACAGUACUGAUGGCUUUCCUGUCAAUGAUGGCUUUCUAUCUACCGGCCGAUUCUGCAGAAAAGAUCUCAUUGACCAUCAACCUUCUGCUCGCUUUGGUUGUAUUCUACCUCCCACUUCGAAUAUUCCACUCAUGGGCAAGUAUCUCCUCCUUAGCAUUUGUGCUCAACAUCACUACUGUUGUGGUCACGGUGGUGAUAGUGAAUGUCUACUUCCGAAGCGCCAUUUCGCAUGAGAUGCCAGACUAUGUACGGCACAUAUUCCUCGAUUUUCUCCCUCGAGUUCUCAUGAUGAAGCGACCAGAGAGGAUCCCGAUUUUCAACGGAUAUUUUGUUGAAGAAUAUUCUGCCUCGGAAAUAUUCGAUGCAAGUCUCAUCAUGCCUUCAGUGACAGCAACGAUGGUUCCCUUUCUUCGUGUGGGAACGCCUGUGGUGUCUCAGGAACCUAUGAUUGACGAGGAGGAUCACCAUCAAAAUUGCUCAAAAUGGCGUAAGAUAUCGAAAAAGCUAUCCCUGAAGCGGAAACGAAAUGAGCGUGUUCAAGAAUCCUGCUUGGGCGACCAGAACGCGAACAAGGAGACGCAUGCGGCUAGAAUCAGUCGGGAAAUGAAGACAACCGUGGAGGCGAUCGCGUACAUUGCCGAACAUAUGAAAGGCGAAAUGAACGACAAA
Molecule: messenger RNA, 1572 nt
Organism: Ostertagia ostertagi
Lineage: Eukaryota; Metazoa; Nematoda; Chromadorea; Rhabditida; Trichostrongylidae
Source: the annotation of a GenBank genome assembly